Molecule: messenger RNA, 5177 nt
Organism: Mobula hypostoma (lesser devil ray)
Lineage: Eukaryota; Metazoa; Chordata; Chondrichthyes; Myliobatiformes; Myliobatidae
Product: zinc finger protein 585A-like
Exons: 2
Coding region: 2186-3643 (485 amino acids)
Biological process (GO): regulation of transcription by RNA polymerase II
Molecular function (GO): zinc ion binding; RNA polymerase II cis-regulatory region sequence-specific DNA binding; DNA-binding transcription factor activity, RNA polymerase II-specific
Source: RefSeq, a predicted model, not a curated record
CAAAGGCCUCGGGAAUUCGGCUCCAGCCAUGGUUGUGUCCUCCUGCCUUUCCAAUGCUUCCACUUCUUUGGAAUGUAUCUAUCACUCACCUCCUGAAAUUCUCCCAGAAUCUCCAGAAAUUGCUGCUCCAUCAUUAAUCCUACCAGUCUCUCCUUCCAAUCAAGUUUGGCCGGCUCCUCUGUCAUAGGAACAUGGAGAAGUUCUGUUAAACAGGUCAUUCAGCCCAUCGAGACAAUGCCUAAAAUAUUUAAACUCUCUGAUGCAACGUCCCACACUGGGACCACAGCCCUCCAUACCCCCACCAUCCAGGUACCCAUCCAAAUUCAGCUGGCAUGAGCCACUUGUGCUGGCAUCUCAUUCCACACUCUCACAACCAUUUCAGUGAAGAGUUUUUCCACAUGUUCCUCUUAAAUUUUCACCUUCCCCAUUUACCCAUGACCUCUGGUUGUCAUCGCACCCAACCUCAGUGGAAAAAGCUGUUACGAGAAUACACAUAAAAUUAAGAUGUUUGCUGGCCUGGGCUAGCAUCAGUGGCAUCAGCAGUUGGUCUGCCACCUGCCCUCAGGGGAAGGAGAGAUAAGGAACAAUGGAGCAGCGUCUGGAGAUGUGUAAUGAAGGGACGUGGGAGAGAGAGCUGUCUGGAGCGGCUCCCCCCUUUGAACCCUGAACUGUUUGAAGUGAUGGACAGGCGAUACCCCAGCAGGGGGAUAAAAAGGGACAGGUUCGCUAAGACGGACACACACGCCACCCGAGGUAACGAGACCCUGGAAGCGGUGCGCCUCUCACGAGUGGGUGAGAAGCAUCAGACAACAACAAGGGUGGAAAGGUACGAUCAGCGGGAACCCGGUGUGUGUCCGCCCUUGCCUGGGUGCCGGGUUCACUGCAGAGGAUCGACCGCAUCUGGAGGAGGGGUCACAGUCGGUGACCUCAGGUGACAUCACCAAGGACCCGCCCAAAAGUUGCUUGUGAGCCAUUCCGCUGGUCUGUGAGUGAAGCCGUGUCUGAAUGAUCAGCUGUUCCCGUUCUCUCUCUCUCUCCCCCCACGUUGUCCAUCGCCAUGGCAACGAUUACUGCGAACUGAACUACUAACUGGACUGAACUUUGAGUCAUUUUGAAAUUGGUCAUUUACCCCGAGACAACGAUAGAGCUUGAUUGAUGCUGUUAUCUUAAUUCUGUGCACAUGUGCGUUUAUCAUCGCUGAACUGUUGCAUUUAUUAUCCUUUCGAUUAAUGUGUUGCUUGUUUCUUUAAUAAAACUUUCUUAGUUCUAGUACUCCAGACUCCAACUGAGUGAUCCAUUUCUGCUGGUUUGGCAACCCAGUUACGGGGUACGUAACAUAAGUGGGGUUCUCGUCCGCGAUUUUGAACGCUAAAUUUGGGACGGAGUAAAUUGAUUGGGUUAAAAUUCCCGAAAGAAAGAAAAGACAGACAGCAGAAAUGGAGGUUGAGGAAUUUAUAAAGGCGCCGACCUUGGAGGCAUUAGAGGAUGCCAGGAAAUCGGAAUUGAUAGCUGUGGCCAAACGGGUGAAUCUUGCCAAGGUGAAGUCGACAAUGAGGAGAGAGGAGAUACACAGAGCUAUUGUAGAGCACUAUGUAUCUAAAGGUGUGUUUCCCAAGGUGAGCUGGGGGAGGUGUCUAUUGAAAAACCUGCUGGAGACGCGGUACAGGUACAGCUUGAAAAACUGAGACUCGAGCACGAGUUCCGGGUACGGCAGUUAGAACACGAAGAGAAAGAGAGAGAGUUAGAACGGCAAGAGAGAGAGAGGGACAGACAGUUGGAGAGAGAGGAGAAACAGAGGGAAAGGGAAUUUGAGCUGGAGAAGUUAAAGAUAAGGGCCGAGCAGGGGCUCGUGCCGAACCAAGGUGGAGGGUUCCGGGCGACCCAGGAGGUUAGGCUGGUUCCCCCAUUUGACGAUACCGAUGUGGAUCGGUACUUUCUCCAUUUCGAAAAAGUGGCUAUAAGUCAGGACUGGCCGAGGGAUAAGUGGGUUGUUUUACUUCAGAGUGUACUGAAAGGGAAAGCCCAACAAGCUUACUCCGCUUUAUCCGCGGAAGAUGCCCAGAAGUAUGAGGUGGUGAAGGAGGCCAUCCUCAGGAUUUAUGAGUUGGUCCCGGAGGCAUACCGGCAGAGGUUCCGGAAUGCGAGGAAGCGGUGGGACCGCACGUAUUUGGAGUUUGCUCGUGAGAUGCAAACAUAUUGUGAGCGUUGGUGCGCCUCGAAAGGGGUAGAGGGGGAUUAUGACAGACUGCUGCAGCUGAUUCUGAUUGAGCAGUUUAAAGGUUGUGUCCCUGAGGGUAUGAGACCCUACCUCGAUGAGAAAGAGGCAGCCACGUUAGCCGCAACUGCUAAGUUAGCGGAUGAGUAUGCGUUGACGCAUAAAAUGAAAGUUGCCCCGAGUAAAGGCUACCAGAAGGGUAGUCAGGACGGCGGGGAGAGUCCGCCGGAAAAGUCAGAAAGUAAGCCGGGGACUAGUGAAAAGGAUAAGGUAGACCGGGAGCAGUCUGGUAGGAAGUCUCCUGGGGUCGUCUGUUAUAAUUGUGGGAAAGUCGGACACUUUGCGUCCAGGUGCUUUGCCCCAAGAAAGGAGACGGGGAAAGGAAAAGCGGAAAUUUUGAAUGGCUGUAUCGAGCUGUUAAGCGAACCGCUAGGGAAGGACAGGUCUGAAAAAGUCCAGGAAGGGCGCGAGAGGUUUAUCUCGGCCGGACUGGUGUCAGUGAAAAAGAGGUUAAAACCAGUUCCAGUGCGGAUCUGGAGAGACACGGGAGCGUGUCAGUCACUAAUACUGAAGAGUGUAUUAGAGUUUAGCUCAGAGACCCAGACUGGGGAGGUAGAGGUCAAAGGUGUUGGGGAAGGGACAGAGUCAGUCCCUUUGCACCAGAUACAUUUACAGAGCAACCUGGUCUCUGGACUAGUCACGAUCGGGGUGAGGUCCGAAUUACUGAUGAAAGACGUGGAAGUCUUGCUCGGUAAUGACAUCGCCGGAGGAAUCGUGUUCCCAGUCGUGAGAUUGACGGGUCAGCCUGCCAGCAUGGAGGCCCCGCCCGCGAUGGUGAAUUUGGCUGAAACAUUUCUGCCAACCUUGUAUGAGACAGGGUGUAGUGAGAUAAGAGGUAGUGAGGGAGCUGGGACGGACGUAGCAGUAGCCAGGAAAGAAGUUGUGCAGACGCAGGAGCGAGACGAGGGGCUGAUGGUUUUUGCCGAGACCGCUCUCUCUGACACAGCCUUGACAAGCUAUUGUGCGGAUGAGGAAGUGCUAAGGAAGAAAGGGAAAUCAAGUACAGCAUCCGCAGAUGAGGAGUGGGGGGUGGUGCAAAAGAGUUAUGGGGAUGAGGUUUUUAACAUGGCCCACGAGGUACCCCCCGGUGGACAUUUUGCGGUGCUGGAGGAAACAGUUGGUGGAAUCAUGAAAGAGAGUUACCGGCUGCCCAGGGGGAAAAAUGUUAUUGAUCAUGACCGACGCGAACUGAGACGGUCACCGGCUUUUGAUAUGCUAACAAACCUAGUCGGUGUUAGCGUGGAAAUCAAUGAAGCUAGGGGCCCCUUGAUAAGAGGAAAAAACCAUUUUGAAAAGAUUGGGAUGGGAUCGGUCAGAUGGGAGAAGGCUAUUGUUUUGGCCAGGUCUACUGAUAAGGUCUCUACUUAAUCCCCGAAGGAGUAAUUAAACGACUCGCACCCAUGUGUUUGAUUGUCCCGAGGAAAUGCAAAGAACUGGGACGUUGGGUGAUUGUGGUUACAAUAGGGCGGCCAAGUAAACAACACCCAUAUUUUUUGAGUAAUUCAGUGACUAAAGGGCUGAUGAACACAGAGGUGUGUAUUGGCAAUUUAAUAUGGCUGUCUGAAGCCAGUUUGAUAGUGAACCUUGGAAAAAAUGAAUUCGGCCACACGAGGGUCACUUACCUGGGAAUUGUGGUGACACAGGGGCAGGUGGCAGUGAUGCAAGCUACAGUGCAGGCUAUCGCUGACCUCCCAACCCCGACAGACAAGAGGGCCCUCAGAAGGCUCUUGGAGAUGGUGGGGUACUGCAGGAAGUUUUGCAAUAACUCUGCGGUCAAUACCCGUCCCCCUCCUACUGAGCCCUUGCGAGAGAAAAUUGAGUCGGAAUGGGACGACCCUUGUUGUUGUGGUCCGGGACAAAACCAAAUGAGAGGUUACAUUGGUCGCAAUUCAUCAGUGUUUUUGGCCACUAUGAAGUUUGCUGAGUUGGAGCCUGGUCUAAGGGAUUAUUAAUAACACGUUUAAAAGGAACAGAAAAUGUGAUGACUGUCUGUCAAGGUGUUGACAGCUUCAAAUUCUCUGUAUUAGCUAAAUAACUGUUAAAGAUGUAUAUUGUGUAUGUAUCAGAUAAUGUAGUCAUGUUUGUAAUUUUUACCUCCCGGUAAAAAUCCUUAAAGGGGGGAAGUGUUACGAGAAUACACAUAAAAUUAAGAUGUUUGCUGGCCUGGGCUAGCAUCAGUGGCAUCAGCAGUUGGUCUGCCACCUGUCCUCAGGGGAAGGAGAGAUAAGGAACAAUGGAGCAGCGUCUGGAGAUGUGUAAUGAAGGGAUGUGGGAGGGAGAGCUGUCUGGAGCGGCUCCCCCCUUUGAACUCUGAACUGUUUGAAGUGAUGGACAGGCGAUACCCCAGCAGGGGGAUAAAAAGGGACAGGUUCGCUAAGACGGACACACACGCCACCCGAGGUAACGAGACCCUGGAAGCGGUGCGCCUCUCACGAGUGGGUGAGAAGCAUCAGACAACGACAAGGGUGGAAAGGUACGAUCAGCGGGAACCCGGUGUGUGUCCGCCCUUGCCUGGGUGCCGGGUUCACUGCAGAGGAUCGACCGCAUCUGGAGGAGGGGUCACAGUCGGUGACCUCAGGUGACAUCACCAAGGACCCGCCCAAAAGUUGCUUGUGAGCCAUCCCGCUGGUCUGUGAGUGAAGCCGUUCUGAAUGAUCAGUUGUUCCUGUUCUCUCUGUCUCUCUUCCCCCACCUUGUCCAUCGCCAUGGCAACGAUUACUGCGAACUGAACUACUAACUGGACUAAACUUUGAGUCAUUUUGAAAUUGGUCAUUUACCCCUAGACAACGAUAGAGCUUGAUUGAUGCUGUUAUCUUAAUUCUGUGCACAUGUGCGUUUAUCAUCGCUGAACUGUUGCAUUUAUUAUCCUUUCGAUUAAUGUGUUGCUUGUUUCUUUAAUAAA